Penicillium odoratum is the source of this 192-nucleotide messenger RNA. RefSeq lists its product as uncharacterized. Lineage: Eukaryota; Fungi; Ascomycota; Eurotiomycetes; Eurotiales; Aspergillaceae. The record is from RefSeq and is a predicted model, not a curated record. The transcript has 3 exons. Bases 1 to 192 code for a protein of 63 amino acids.
AUGCCUCCCUGUCAACAGCUUGAUGAUUUCGGGAUACUCGCAAAGCGGACACCAGAUUGGCGACAGGCAUGGGUUCCAAAACCGCCCCAAGACCAUCCCGAUCGCGGUUCGGCUGUCGUACCUGUCGUGCACGUAAAGUCAAGUGUGACGAAAAGCCAGGUGAAUGUGGAAACUGUGCUCGACUGCGACUAG